Molecule: messenger RNA, 459 nt
Organism: Aspergillus melleus
Lineage: Eukaryota; Fungi; Ascomycota; Eurotiomycetes; Eurotiales; Aspergillaceae
Product: copper chaperone
Exons: 1
Coding region: 1-459 (152 amino acids)
Biological process (GO): superoxide metabolic process
Molecular function (GO): metal ion binding
Source: RefSeq, a predicted model, not a curated record
AUGGUGCAAGUGUCGCCGACCAUGACUCUGGUGGAUCUGACCAUCAACGGACUGGCGCCGGGACAGUACUGGGCGACCGUGCGACAGGCGGGGGAUAUCUCGCAGGGCGCGACCUCGACCGGUGGGAUCUGGGAAGCGCUGAAGUCGACGGUACUUGGGGCCGAGACGACGACGGCGACCAAGGAACCUCGCGGGAUCUUUGGACGGGUGGAUGUGGACGACAAGGGCCGCGGCAACGUGUUUCUGGACCGACCGGUGGCCAUCUGGGAGAUGAUUGGACGCAGUAUGGUGGUGUCGAAGACGAAGGAGGGACCGUUCCGCAUGGACGACGCGGAUACGCUGGUGGGAGUGAUCGCUCGCAGCGCGGGCGUGUGGGAUAACGACAAGAUGGUGUGCUCCUGCUCGGGAAAGAAUGUGUGGCAGGAGCGCCAGGAACAGGUAGCCCAGGGCAUGGCGUAA